AUGACUGAGGCACAAAUUAAGGCUUUAAAAUGUAAGCGGGGUGCAGCAAAGCGGUCAUUAACUAUGUUUGAAAAUUUCUUAAAGCGGUUUAAUCCCGAAGUGGACUUUCCAGUCUUAAGCAAAAGGUUUUCUGAAUUAGAAAAAACCCGCGAAAUCUUUUUAGAAUAUCAAAACGAUUUAGAAUUAUUAGAAGGAGAAGAAGACGAACAAAAAUUGACUGAAAUUCAUCAGCAUAAAGUUGACUUCGAGGAAGCCUAUUUCGAGGCAUACAAAAUCGCGCAUAAACUUCUGUUCCCAGGACCUACAAGUCCUGCUCAAACCUCAUCCUCCGUCGCGGCAACUCCUACUUCUGAUCCAUCAAUUGUAUCGGUUAAUUUAAAUCAAUCGUCAGCAAUUAUCAAUCCUGGGUUGCCGGGCGAUCAUGGGCAAAUUUCAAAUCAAACACCUGAAUCAGUUGCAUCGCUAACUGGUGAGCAAAUUUCAAUGCAAUCUCAGACGCGUGAAUCAGCUUUCCCGUCCUCUAAUGAACAAAUUCCACAACAAAAUCAAACGCGCGAAUCAUUUCCUCCGCAUUCAGAACACCCGGUCAUCACUGCACCCAAUUAUUAUAACACAAGCUAUCUCGGCCUGCCGUCUGUAGAAUUACCUAAAUUCGGUGGUGCUUUUGACGAAUGGAUAGGUUUUCAUGAUUUAUUUGAAUCCUUUAUCCAUGGAGACAAAAAUAUUCCUCCAAUUCGUAAGCUAUAUCAUUUAAAAAGCUGUUUAGUAGGUGAAGCAGCUAGUGUAAUCUCUUCUAUUGAAGCCUCUGCUCAAAAUUAUGAACUGGCUUGGAAUUUAUUAAAAGAUCGUUAUGAUAAUAGAAAGCUCAUGCGAGAGAAAUAUAUUCAGGCAAUACUGGAUAUUUCUCAAAUAUCAAGAGAGUUUUCGACUCAAUCCUUCGUUGACCAUUUGCAAAAAAAUUUGCGUGCUCUCAAAACUUUAGGAGAGCCUAUUGAUGGGUGGAACUCCAUUCUGGUAGUUAUUCUUCGUAAUAAAUUACCAAAUUCUCUUCGUGAUCGCUGGGAGGAGCAUAGCAACAGCUCUCCUAAUCCCACUAUCGAUCAAUUUAUUAAUUUCUUAGCGCGACGUGCUCAAUUCGAAGCCACUCGUGCUCAAGCGUCUAGCUGGAAGCCAGACAGUCAAAAAUCCAAUGCUCGAGCUCCGUCACAGCCGAAACAAGCCUUUUCCUUAGAAGUAUCUCCUGGCCGUUGUCUUCACUGUUCCGACGAUAAUCACUACAUUAGUUCCUGCAAUAAAUUUACCGUCUUAACUCCUUUCGCCAGGUAUGAAAUUGCCAAAAAGAAAGGUUGGUGUACUAACUGCUUGCGUAAUACGCACCAAUCGUCUCAAUGUACGGCUAGCAAGUGUCGCAUCUGUGGCCAGCGUCAUAAUACUCUUUUGCAUUUUGAAAAGUUCAAUAAUUCCUCUCAAAAAACUAACAGAAAUAACUAUAAUAAUAAUAACUAUAAUAAUAGCAACCAUAGCAAUCAUAAUAAUCACACCAGUAGCAAUAAUAAUAAUACAACCAGCCAGAGUGAAUCAAGUGCCCAGGCGCAGACUUCUCGCGUCAACUUGCACGCACUUGUAUCCUCUGAGGCCCUACUAGCCACUGCCAUAGUGGAUAUCGUUAAUCCGCAAGGAAUCUCAAAGGCAUGCAGAGUCUUUUUGGAUGCCGGUUCCCAGGCUCAUUUUAUUACUGAAGCUACAGCUAAUUUUCUAAGGCUUGACCGAACUGAAGUAAACAUAUCGGUCAGUGGUGUCGAUGAUUUAAGUACAAAUAUCAAGCACGCAACUCGCGCUAUCAUAAAAUCGCGAUUUAAUAAAUUUUCUAAGAAUGUUGAAUUUUUGAUAAUUCCGCAUAUUAGCAAAGCAAUGCCAUCUGCUCCUAUUGAUAUCGCCGGGCUGGAAAUACCGAAAAAUAUCGUUUUAGCUGACCCAGAGUUUUGUAAACCGUCCUCAGUAGAUGCACUUAUAGGAGUCAAUCUUUUUUACAAGCUUUUAAGUGUCGGACAAAUUAAAUUGAAAAAUCACCCGGAGGCAAUUUUGCAGAAAACUCAGCUCGGAUGGGUGGUCGCUGGGGGCUUAAACCCUUCUUUUAAGAAACCCAAUUUAUCCUGUCAUCUUAUUUUCAACAAUCAAGCUAAUGAUACUAAUCUUACCCGAUUUUGGGAAAUAGAAGAGCUUCCUGCUGCUAAAAUUUUAUCUCCCGAAGAGCAGUUGUGUGAGGAGCAUUUUCUUCGCAAUACUACCAGGGAUUCCACCGGUCGAUACACGGUGCGGCUGCCGUUUAAUAAUAAUGUAAGCAAGCUUGGCACUUCAUACUCUUCAGCUUUGCGGCGUUUUCAAUCGCUUGAAAAACGGCUGGUGCAGGAUAAAGAAAUUGGUAAUGAGUACACUAAUUUUCUGCAAGAAUAUAUAGAUUUGGGUCACAUGUCGCUUGCAACCGAGUCAAAUGCUGAGGACUCGGGGUUCUAUCUUCCUCACCACGCUGUUGUAAAAAAAGACAGCCUGACGACCAAAACUCGGGUCGUUUUCGACGGAUCUGCCAAAACUUCUAGCGGAAUAUCUCUAAAUGACGCUCUCAUGGUCGGUCCCAAGUUGCAGGACGACUUAUUUAUUUUGCUUAUUCGAUAUCGGUCCCAUACCAUUGUUCUCACUGCCGAUAUAGAGAAAAUGUACCGUCAAAUUCAGGUACAUCCUGACGAUACCAAAUAUCAAAAGAUAUUAUUUCGGAGCAAUCCAUCCAAGCCUAUGUCCACUUUCAUACUCAAUACCGUCACUUACGGCACUACUUGCGCUUCUCAUCUAGCCAUUCGUGCUCUGCAGCAGCUCGCUAACGAUGAGGGUCACGCGUAUCCCCAUGCUGCCGUGGCACUAAAACGUGAUUUCUACGUUGACGAUCUUCUUACCGGUGCAAAUACUAUUCCGGAAGCCGAAGUGCUACGCAAUGAGCUAAAUGAAAUCUUGAAGAAAGGUGGUUUCAACUUGCGAAAGUGGGCUUCUAAUGAGCCAUCGCUCUUAUAUAAUUGCGACGAGCAUCCGGUCACGACUCAUAUGUCCCUAGACCCAGACACAGCUAUCAAAACUCUAGGCAUUCAUUGGAAUGCCCGAGAAGACAACAUAUUCUAUAGCGUAAAUGCUUGUAAGCCAAAAGCGGUCACUAAGCGCUCUAUUUUAUCUCAAAUAGCCAAAUUAUUCGAUCCUCUGGGCCUGUUGGGUCCCGUUAUAUUGCAUGCAAAAAUAAUUAUGCAAUCCUUAUGGAAAACUGGGUUGGCUUGGGACGAAUCAGUUCCAGUUGACUUACACACGUCAUGGGCUGCCUAUGUGGAGCAGCUUCCAUUAAUUUCUGCUCUACGUUUCGGUCGUUGUAUUACGAUACCUGAGCCUAUUAACGUUCAAAUGCAUGGUUUCUGUGAUGCCAGCGAAAAGGCGUACGGCGCCUGCCUUUACUUACGAUCGGUGGCUCAAGAUGGCCAUAUCCACGUAAGAUUAAUUUGCUCUAAAUCUCGCGUAGCUCCAGUUAGCUCCAUUUCAUUGCCUCGGCUAGAGCUCUGCGGUGCUCUUUUGCUUGCUCGACUAUUCCAUACAGUAAAGCAAGCACUCUUAAUUAACAUCGAUGAGAUUUUUUUGUGGUCUGAUUCUACAAUAGCCCUACAUUGGCUGAACACUCCCCCGCAUCGUUUAAAAACAUUUGUCUCCAAUCGCGUUGCUGAAAUUCAGAGAUUAACAAGCGUUUGCCACUGGCGUCAUGUGGCCUCGCUGGACAACCCCGCGGAUCUCGUAUCUCGCGGCCAGCUUCCAUCUGAAUUCGUUCAAGGACAGCUGUGGCAACAAGGCCCUUCCUGGCUUUGGAAGGAACAAAUACUAUGGCCUAAGACUAUUUUAACUCAUAUCGAUCUACCUGAUUUAAAACCUGAUACUUCUACCGCCACUUGCAUGAAACUAGAAUUACGCGGUUAUGAUUUAAUCGAGCGAUACGAAUCAUUCGAAAGAGCAACCCGCCUCGUUGCUCACCUUCUUCGUUUCAUUAAUAACUUAAGAUGCAAGGAGCCUCAGCGUAUCCGCGACCAUUUAACUCCUGCAGAAAUGAAUGCUGCGCGAAAUACCAUAAUUAAAUUAGUUCAGAUGGUUUCCUUUGCUACAGAAAUAAAUUGUUUGAGAAAGGGUAUUCCUAUCCGCGAUGGUAGUAAAUUAAUUCCUUUAAAUCCUUUUCUUGAUCCUAAUGGUAUUCUGCGGGUAGGGGGCCGACUUGCGUGGUCGGAAUUACCUGAGGGACAACGUCAUCCAAUACUACUUCCUAGUGAUCAUCACAUCACACGCACUAUCAUACGCGAAGAACACGUACGCCUAAAUCACGCCGGCACUCAAGCUACCCUGUACUCUUUGCGCCAAGUCUACUGGCCUCUAAAUAGUCGUAACACUACGCGGAAGAUUAUACAUAAAUGUUUAAAAUGUUUUCGAGCCAAACCUAAACUCGCUGAUCACGUUAUGGGCGAUCUGCCCUCCUACCGAGUAUCCCAAUCACGUCCUUUCCUGCACGUUGGUGUUGAUUACUGUGGACCGUUAUAUAUGAAAGAACGCAGGCAUCGUAAUCGUCAAAAACUUAAGGUCUAUGUCGCUGUUUAUGUAUGUAUGUCUACGAAAGCGGUUCACCUCGAAUUAGUCACCGAUCUUACUACAGAGGCUUUCAUAGCUAGCCUCAAGCGCUUUUUUGCUAGGCGUGGAAAGUCUACUGACAUUUAUUCAGAUAAUGGUACCAAUUUUGUAGGUAACAGUCGUGAGCUCAAUGAGCUAUACACUUUGCUUCAUUCCACUGAACAUAAAACUACGAUGCAACAUUAUAUGCUUCAGCAAAAAAUCAAUUGGCAUUUUAUUCCCCCCAGGGCUCCUCACUUUGGAGGGCUCUGGGAGGCCGCAGUUAAAUCAUUUAAAAAGCAUUUUGUGCGAACUGUAGGUGAUACUCCUUUAACCUACGAUCAAUUAGAAACGUACAUAGUCGAAAUAGAAGCAAUACUAAAUUCUCGUCCGAUUUCUCCAUUAUCCUCUGAUCCUAAUGACAUCCUGCCUUUAACACCUGGACAUUUCCUUAUUGGUGGUCCACUGACAACUUUUCCACAGGUUGAUUUCACUGACACUAAGUCAAACCGGUUAUCUGCGUGGCAGCAUGCCCAACAAAUGAAGCAACACUUUUGGCAGAGAUGGUACAAGGAAUACCUACAUCAGCUCAUCAUGCGUCCAUCUCAUUGCCAAAGGUCAUCCAAUUUAGAAGUCGGUACACUGGUUUUGAUUUCAGAAGAUAAUCUGCCACCGCUUCAAUGGCCUGUGGGCCGCGUUAUCACAGUUCAUCCCGGUCGAGACGGUGUCGUACGAGCCGCGACAAUCAAAACUGCCAAAGGGGAAUACGAGCGCUGCACCAAAAAGCUGUGCCCGCUGCCAUUCGAAGACGACUCCACGGCUCAUCAAGAUUGA
Microplitis mediator is the source of this 5508-nucleotide messenger RNA. RefSeq lists its product as uncharacterized. Gene Ontology annotation, molecular function: nucleic acid binding. The transcript has a single exon. The coding region runs from base 1 to 5508 and encodes 1835 amino acids. Gene Ontology annotation, biological process: DNA integration. NCBI's taxonomy places the organism in Eukaryota, Metazoa, Arthropoda, Insecta, Hymenoptera, Braconidae. The record is from RefSeq and is a predicted model, not a curated record.